UUUUUUUAAAUUUACAGUUUGCCGUUAGCUGUUUUCGGUGGAUGAGAUGGUUUGCCAAAUGAUCCAAUAAAUUGACAUUAUAUUAGGCUAGUGACAAAGUGUUAUUAUUUCAAGGAUGUCUCUCUGUGUUUGGAGGAGUUUUGUUGCAUCUUAGCUUUGGAUAUUUUUAUACUGUUUCCAACAUGGUUCCAUAUAUUAUGGACUACCUAAGAACAUAUGUUAACCCAAACUUAUCGGAUAAGGACGCAAUUUGGUUAUCAGCGCUAGGAUUUUGUACUCAAGGCUUUUCCAUGCCUGCCGGGGGAUUAAUUGCAAAAAAAGUGGGGUUUAGAAUAGUGGUUGCGACAAGUUGCAUAUUUUUGAGUGGAAGCGUGUUUCUUACAUAUUUUACAAUCCAGAAGACAUUUGUUGGAGUAGUAAUAACAUAUUCAUUAACAAUGGGUAUAGGAAUGGGAUUCGCUUAUUCUGUGGUGUUCGCUGUUGCAACAACAUGGUUUCCAGAAAAACGUGGAUUGAUUGUGGGAAUAAUUGUAAGUGGAUUUGGCUUUGGAGCACUGGUAUUUUCGCCUAUUCAGACUGCUCUUAUCAAUCCGACAAACGUAAAAGUAGACAAUGUUACUCGCCACUUUACUGAUAUCGAACUUCUUGACCGGGUACCUAGAACCCUUUUAAUUUUGGGAGGUAUAUUAUUAGGGAUUCAGAUAAUCGGCUUCAUUCUUCUACGCCCAAGACCUUCUUCAAAACAGGCAAAUAUAACCCAGAAGAUUCAAGCUUCAAAUGACGUGAAUCUAUCACCAAAACAAAUGUUCCGCUGUAUUGAUUUUUAUUUAUUGUGGCUCGUAAUGUUCUGCAACAUUAUUCCUAUUACAACAAUCACGUCAACUUAUAAGCAAUUCGGUCAAAAGUACAUUUCAGACGACAGAUUUUUGUCAGCUAUAGUUACUAUUUCAUCUUUAUUCAAUUGCGCUGGUCGUGUGAUGUGGGGUUCGAUUGCUGACCGAUUUUCGUUUAAAGUGCCAUUAUGUGUAAAACUUACUAUUUGGUCAGUCGUUCUAAUAACAUUUCCACAUUUGUCAUUAUUUUCGGAAAUAGUAAUCAAAAUAUUAUUUCCUAUUUGGGUAUUCGUCUUAUUUACAUUAUUCUGCGGAACAUUCGUCCUCAUUCCAAAUGCAACUGGCACGGUUUUUGGGCCAGUCAAUUUAGCUGUGAAUUAUGGUUUAGUAUUUCUAGCAUUUUCGUUUGGAAGUUUUGCAUGCGCAAUUUUCACAACAUUCUUAACCCCAGAUGGUGCUUAUGUAUUCCAAUACACUUCCUGUGGAGCCGUUUGUCUAGUGGCGCUGUUUAUCACAUUGUGGAUCGAGGAUAGAAAAACAUCAGAGAAAUGUCAACUAUGUGGAUGUUUCGUUCGACGUUGUCUAAAAUUACGAGUAAAACAACCGCUAAGUAGUCCACAUGAACUACAAGCGCUUAGAUCAUAAUAUGAAUGGUCGGUUUUAUGAUAUUUAAUAUCUGCAGCACGAAUAUAUAUAUAUAAUCUUUUAAAGUUCCAUAAACCAUAACUUCGUGCAUCAUAGAGAAAUUAGUGCACAAUAGCAACGCUUUUAUUAUUAUUAUUACUAUUAUUAUUAUUAUUAUUAUUAUUAUUAUUA
Molecule: messenger RNA, 1649 nt
Organism: Schistosoma curassoni
Lineage: Eukaryota; Metazoa; Platyhelminthes; Trematoda; Strigeidida; Schistosomatidae
Source: the annotation of a GenBank genome assembly